AUGGCGCGCCUCGACGACCUUCAAUUCGACCCAGCGCGUCUCAAAAACUCCAGUGUUGACGCCUACUCCUCGUCCGAUUCCGAUGGCGACUCCGACUCCGACGACUAUGUGAUCCCCUCGCGCAACCCACACGACGACGAGUUCGCCGAUUACAACCCGCGCAAGCGCCGGCGCACGGGUCGCGACCCUAAGGAGAGCGCGGCACUCGGCAUUUUUGCCGAGGACAGCGACGAGGACGAAGGCCCUGCGCGCAGGUGGAAGCACAAGCCGCUGCGGAAUAGGGGCGUUAAUUUCGUGUCGGGAGGGCAGCAGAAGAAGGAGGAGGAUUCGUCGGAAAGUGAUGAAGAGGAGAGCAAUGAUGAUGAGAGAAAGCAGCAGGAGGCUGUGGAUAAUGAAUACGAUGAUGAUGAUCCCGGCGGGGUGCCCGCCGCCUUGACAGAGGAUGACGUGGACGAAGAUGAAGACGACGAGAUGGGCGGCGUUGGGCUCGGCUUCAAGCCCUCUUCCACGUCGGCUACGUCGCAGCCACAAGGGGGAUUAGGCUGGACGCUGCCAACACAGCAGGAAACGACGACUAAGAAACCGCCGCCCUUCCAGCGCUUUGUCAAGUCCAAGAUCGAUCCGAGCAACCCUCUCGGACCCGGCUUCACCCCGACAUCUGCCCGCGCGCCAACACUGCUUGCCCGCAAUGAUGAGCCGACGCCGCCGCGUACAGCCCUGCCGAGCGCGUUCCAGCCGACGAAGGAUGGCAAGACUAAGAUCAACCCGAACUCGUUCGGUGCGAGGAUGCUGGCUAAGAUGGGGUACAAGGAGGGUCAGGGUCUUGGUAAAGAUGGACAAGGUCGAAAUGUCAUCAUUGAGGUCAACCUGCGCCCGCAGGGCGUUGGUCUCGGUGCGGUGAAGGAAAAAACGAAGCAAGAGAGGGAAGAAGAGAAGCGCCAGGCCAGGCUUCGUGGUGAGGAGGUCAUCGACUCGUCGGAAGAAGAGAGGAAGAAGAAGGCUGCGAAGAAGAAGAAGGGGCUUGCUGGCAAGAUCGGCAGCGGUUCCGGCAGCGGAGCUAGCACACCUCGGCCUCAGAAGCCCAAGUACUUGACAAUGGAGGAGAUCAAAAAGGUAGCUCCAGGCCUGCAUAUCCCAGAGGCAUUCACGCCCAUUCUUGACAUGACUGGGCCAGAGAAGAAGCUGCUUACCUCCACGUCCGGGCUGAUGACCCCGACUGGCGGGACUGGUGCUGCCCCCACAGCCGAGUCCGUUGAAGCAGCGGAGAAGCGCAAGCUCAUCAAGCGGGCUCAGGCCGACUUCAUGGCUAUCUUGGAGGAGUGGCAGAGCUUACAGGAGCGUAAGGCCUACAUCGACUUACAGCUGCAGCAGGAGCGCCAGGAGCUCGAGGAGCUCGAGGCCAGCUUGCAAGGCAACCGGUCUGUCACAACCGCAUGCGAAACAGCUUUGCGACCCCCUGAAAGCGGCGAGCUCGACCAGAAGAAGGACUUGGAGUACCGCCUUGAGCGUAUCAUUGCUGGCUUGGCCAGUGCUACAACGUCCCUCAUCGUUGGCACCAUGCUUCCGCAGGUUCGCGACGAGCUCGGUGCACUGGCCGUGGCCGCCAUUCAUCCUCUCUUUAACCAGUUCCGGCAGCUGUGGGAUCCCCUUGAGGAGCCCAAACCCAGUUUUGUCGAUGGCAUGAAGGAAAUCCGGUCGCUACUGGGCCUGGACCAAAAGCCCAAGAAGAAGACCUACCGCAAACCCUCUGCUACGCCUUACGAGACCAUGAUGUACGAGCUGUGGCUACGCACCGUGGCAGCUUCUGUGCGGGAGUGGGAUGUCCGCGAGCCAGAGCCCCUGAUUGCUGUACUUGAAGCCUGGGAUGCACUCCUGCCAGGCUUUGUGCGUGCUCAGCUGCUGAGGGACGUUGUCCGCAAGCUGGAGGAGGCCGUCGAGAAGUGGCAGCCAAGGAAGCACACACACAACUUACCACACCGCUGGAUCUUCCCUUGGCUGCCGUACCUACCGGCGAGCCACCUAGAUGCAAAGGCUGCUACUGGACUUGUCGCGGAUGUGCGCCGAAAGUUUAGGACGCUGAUCGAUGCCUGGGACUUCUCGCGCGGCGUAAUCCCCGGCCUGAAGCACUGGAAGCAGGUCCUGUGGCCAGAGCACGGACGUAGCAGCGACUAUUGGACACCGCUGAUGAUGAACCAUCUCCUACCGGCCAUGGCGAAGUAUCUACGGCAGAAGUUCCGCGUUGACCCUCGCGAUCAAGGACCGUACAUCGAUAUCCUCGACAAAGUCUUCGAGUGGACAGAAGUUAUUCGUCCCGAGAUGGUCGGCGAGGUCAUCGUUGCCGAGGUCUUCCCCAUGUGGCACGAUGCACUGUACCAGUGGCUACUCUUGGAAGAUGCCAACUACGAGGAGAUUGGCCAGUGGUUCGAAUGGUGGCAGGAUCAGGUGUUCCCGGAUGACAUCAAGGCGCUGCCGUCGAUCACGGCCGAGUUUGAGAAGGGGACUGCCAUGAUCGAGAGGGCUCUGGAUCUUGGUAAUCGGGCCAAGGAUGAACUCAAACCCCCUGAGCGUGGUCCUGCGCUCCGCACGGGAAGGGAAGAGAGGAGAAGGACAGAGAAGGAGAGGGAGCGUGAGAGAGAAAGAGAGAAAGAAAAGGAGAGAGCGACUGUUGGCAAGCCGCCUGAGGAGAUCACCUUCCGGCAGGUGCUUGAGGAGUGGUGCCAGGAGCAUGAUUUGCAGUUCAUGCCAGAGAGGAACAAGAUCCAUGCCGAGGGUCCUCUGUACCGGAUUUCUGGGCCGGAUGGGAAGAAGGGCGUGUCGGUUUACUUCAAGGGCAAUUCUGUGUUUGUGCUCAUGAAGGACCGCAAGCCGUUAGAGUUCCGGCGGGAUGAUGAGGCUGAAUGGGGCAUCUUGCUGGAUAUGGUGUAUUAA
Messenger RNA from Thermochaetoides thermophila DSM 1495, 2928 nucleotides. RefSeq lists its product as uncharacterized. Gene Ontology annotation, biological process: spliceosomal complex disassembly. Gene Ontology annotation, molecular function: nucleic acid binding. Gene Ontology annotation, cellular component: U2-type post-mRNA release spliceosomal complex. Lineage: Eukaryota; Fungi; Ascomycota; Sordariomycetes; Sordariales; Chaetomiaceae. The record is from RefSeq and is a predicted model, not a curated record. The coding region runs from base 1 to 2928 and encodes 975 amino acids. The transcript has a single exon.